AUGGACCAGCAAUCCCAGAAGGCUCGCAACAAGGGUGUUGCUAUCUCAGCACUAAUCCGUGGUGAGCAAGAGCGCUAUAGAAUGUAUGACCCUCACCUCAUCGCCGCUCUCGACGAGGUCUACCAGUACAUUACUACGAAAGUCGACCCGAUCCUGACCAAGGUACUGGAAGAGGUGCUGCUGUAUCAGCCAGAUCAGACAGCCGAUUUCCUCGCCAAUGCAGUUCGAGGCACCCUCAAUCUCAAGAAGUACAAUUACGUGGAGCUCAAGCGGCAGGUUUACUUCGACCGCAAGGUCCGACACCUCAUGAUACUAGCGACCAACAAUGCCAUUCGUGAGCGUCCUGCUGAUGUUCAAGAAUUUUUAGCGGAACUCUUUGAAGCUCGCUCCAAAUUCUACUAA
Phytophthora nicotianae INRA-310 is the source of this 402-nucleotide messenger RNA. RefSeq lists its product as hypothetical. Bases 1 to 402 code for a protein of 133 amino acids. The transcript has 3 exons. The record is from RefSeq and is a predicted model, not a curated record. NCBI's taxonomy places the organism in Eukaryota, Oomycota, Peronosporomycetes, Peronosporales, Peronosporaceae.